AAUGCGUAUCAGGUCCUUCCUGACUCUUCUAGGCACCCUCUCGCUCGGUAGUGAUCAAGUCCUCGCCGCUGGGAACCUCACGUCUCUCGUGAACCUAUUCAUCGGAACUGCCUCGGGGGCUGGCGGGGCCAGUGGGGGAAAUGCGUUCCCAGGUAUGCAUCCACUUCUACCGAGCAGCAUUGCAGCGAAGAGUCGACUGACUUCACUGAAUGGAUCGAUGUCGAUGGAUGAUACAGGUGCUGCGGUCCCACACGCGAUGGCGAAAGUAAAGACUCGUUGUGCUCAUACCCUUGCGAAGACCCUUUUGAAAGCUCUUUGUUCUUGUUCAGGUGGGGAUCGAUGUCAGCACCACGCCCCGACAGGCAGGGUACAUCUCAGACAACUCGUCCAUCACCGGGAUCUCCUUGAUGCAUG
Cyclocybe aegerita is the source of this 414-nucleotide messenger RNA. The record is from the annotation of a GenBank genome assembly. Lineage: Eukaryota; Fungi; Basidiomycota; Agaricomycetes; Agaricales; Hemipholiotaceae.